Molecule: messenger RNA, 3585 nt
Organism: Astyanax mexicanus (Mexican tetra)
Lineage: Eukaryota; Metazoa; Chordata; Actinopteri; Characiformes; Acestrorhamphidae
Gene: lmo1
Product: LIM domain only 1
Exons: 4
Coding region: 1572-2039 (155 amino acids)
Biological process (GO): positive regulation of transcription by RNA polymerase II
Cellular component (GO): nucleus
Molecular function (GO): transcription coactivator activity; DNA-binding transcription factor binding
Source: RefSeq, a predicted model, not a curated record
AGCGAGCGAGCGCGCGCGUUUAUUCAGCGAGCCCGAGCGCAUAAAUUGGGGGCGCGAGCACGCGUGCGUUUAGCGAACCGCCGUCCGCUUCAACACUGCUCUGGAUUUCUGCUGCUUUUGCUUCUUCUUGUUCUUCUUCUGCUGCUGAUAAUGAUGAUGAUGCUUCUUAUUCGUAUUCAUAUUCGUAUUAUUCAGAUUUCUUAGCUAAGACGUAGUAUAAUAAUAUAAUAAUAAUCGCGUAGUCGCGCGAGCUGCGGAAACGCUCGGGAACUGCUCGGAGCCGCGUGUAGAAGUACGGGUUUGUUUAAAAACAACAACAACAAAAACAAAAAAAAAAAAAAAAAAAAACAACUACAAAAGAAUAGCGUAAUUACGUUAUAUACAGGCUUAUUCUCUAUUCGUUAUUCUUUAUUUUGUUUUUAAAGCGCAUAUUUUCUUCUUUAUUCUUCUUUAUUCGGGUUUGUUUUUGCGUUGUUUAUUUUUUGUUGCAUUUUCUUCGCAAGGCUGAUUCCUUUUUAAAUACAUAUAUUUUUUGUCCUCUUUUUAAGCACUUUUCUUUCAUUUUUCGCGAUUUCUUCCCGUUUUUUUUGUUAUAUAUUUUUUUCGCGUUUGUUUUGUUUUGCGUUUUUUACGCUAUUCUCUCCUCCUCUCCUCUCUUCUUUAACGACUGUGUCCUCGUGUUUUCAUUCGCGUUGUUUUUCUACUGAUUCUUUUUUCCUCUCUUUUCUUCUUUUACGACUUAUUUCCCCAAAGAGGAUUUAUUUAUUUUUCUUCUUCUUCUUCUUCUUCUUCUUCUUCUUUAUUUUCUCUUUUAUUUCCCUAUCUAUUUCUCCGUUACGCUACGCUGUUACGCUGUUCUCUGCGCUGGCUACACUGUGCGCACGCGCCCUCCUCCUCCUCCUCCUCCUCCUCCUCCUCUUCCCCUUAACGUUACUUAUCUCAUUCUAUUUAUUCAUUACUCGCGCUCGCGCUCACCACUCUCUCGCAGUUGGUGGAGCCUAUAGAGAGAGCGCGCGCGGAUGUGAGCGUGCGGACGCGCGUGAUACAUUGUGGCGACAAACAGCGUAACGAAACAACGUUGACGGCGACCCGUAAAACACGUAGCGUAACUCGCGCGCGCUCCAGAGGAGGAGGAUAAUAAUACGGAGCGAUCCGCCGCCGAGAAGAGCCGAACCGAGCCGAGCAAAGCCGAACCGAACCGGGGAGAGAGAGCACCGAGAACACGGAGAGAACGCACGGAGGGAACGCACACCGAGCGCGAGCGUGCGUAGUACACGUAUAGUGCAAGCGUACGGACGGACGAACGAAAAAACGAACGAGCGAGCAAGCGAACGGACGGACGGAGUAACGGGCAAGGCGCUCGUGUUUGGCGGUCGGUCGGUCGCGUGUCCACCGCGCGAGCCUCCACACAUGGGUGUCCGCCACUGUAAAUAAGGCACCGCCACUCCGAGCCUGCGUUUUUUGACGCCCCCCGUUAACGCAUCAUUCAGUCCCGCGCGCCGCCGGAGCCCCGCAGCCUGCUGGAGCCGAGAACGGAGCGCCUGGAGCCGGACCCCUCGUUCCUCAGGACGAUGGUGCUAGACAAGGAGGAGGGUGUGCCGAUGCUCUCCGUCCAGCCCAAAGGGAAACAGAAGGGGUGCGCCGGCUGCAACCGCAAGAUUAAAGACCGCUACCUGCUGAAGGCGCUGGAUAAAUACUGGCACGAGGACUGCCUGAAAUGCGCCUGCUGCGACUGCCGCCUGGGGGAGGUGGGCUCCACCCUCUACACCAAAGCCAAUCUCAUCCUCUGUCGCCGGGAUUACCUGAGGCUGUUCGGGACGACGGGGAACUGCGCCGCCUGCAGUAAACUGAUCCCUGCGUUUGAAAUGGUGAUGAGGGCCAGAGAUAAUGUUUACCAUUUGGACUGUUUCGCCUGUCAGCUCUGUAACCAGAGGUUUUGCGUGGGCGACAAGUUUUUCCUAAAGAACAACAUGAUUCUGUGUCAGAUGGACUAUGAGGAGGGCCAGCUCAACGGGAGCUUUGAGACGCAGGUUCAAUAACCACCCCGACGGAGGCAGCAGCAGCCCUCACACACACACACACACACACACACACACCAGCAGACGCGCACCUACGUUUACACAACGCACUUCAAUCCCUUUCAGUUCACACAGAGUACCAGAUUUUGCUGAAAAAUACAAAUAUACAUUUUUUAUGUAUUGUCAAUAAUACACAAAUUUUACGUUGCUUAAAAAAUAUAUUUAAAAAAAUACACUGAGUGUGCAAUAAGACCACCAUGAUCCGAGGAUCGCCGGUUCGAAUCCUGGGUCAUGUUUUUUUUACGGCAUCAGCAGCCGGAGUCAGAGAGAGAGAGAGUACAGUAGGUCAUGCUGCAAUUAGUGGGUGGGGUAAUUGGCCUUCCAAACUGGGAAGAAAGUGGGAUUGAAAUUAAUUAAUUAAAUAAAUAAAUAAAUAAUAAACACAAUUUAUUCAAAACAUUAUGGAGCAUUGAGUUACAUAGCGCUGCAUUGCGUAGCGUUGCAUUGCGUAGUGUCACAAAAUGCAAUGAUGCAUUACAUCGUAUUACAUUACAAAGUGUCACAUUAUGUGACAUCACAUUACGCAGCGCUGCAUUGCAUAAUGUCACAAAAUGCAACGCUGCAUUACAUACUGUCACAUUACAAAGUGUUGCAUUAUGCAACAUUGCAUUACGCAUCAUUGCAAUGCAGUGUUGCAUUACGCAACAUUGCAAUACAUAGUGUUGCAUUACGCUACGUUGCAUUAAGUAUCGUCACAUUACAGUGUCCAAUUACACAGUUGCAUUGCAUAGCAUUGCACAUUACGUAACAGCGCAUUAAGUAGGGUCGCAUUAAAUACCGUUGCAUUACAUCACAUUCCUUCAGUCUGGAUGCUCUAAUCGGAUUUUAAUGUGUAUUUUGCGUCACUCAACACAGCUAAAACUUUUUACACACAUUAUUAUUAGAUUUUUAUAAAAAUAUGAUUUGCUGCACCAAAAACUCCAGCAGAACAUUAAAGGGUUAAUAUAAAUACGCAUAAAUUACGUAGCUUUUUUUUUUUUUUUGGUACUCUGUGUGACGGGGCCUGGUACAUGCACAUGCGCAUACAUGCGACGGAUGUUCUGCUGCAACCGGAGCCGGAGGAGCGUCUGUCUGCUUGCCUGCAAUACUUUCUUUUUACAGUAAAAAACCCAAAUUUUGGUCGUGAAGGACUGAAUUUACUUGUUGUAAAUGUACAAAAUGUUGGCCCCGCCCCCUCCCCAGCCCCGCCCACACACUGAGCAGUUACGAGUUUAUUGUACAGUUGUGCCUGCUUUAGCUGAGCACUGUAUUGCCUGUAUGUUUUUUGUGAUGUUUGUUUCAGGUUUAUUUUUGUUAUUAUAAUUAUAAUUAUUAUUAUUACAUUUAUUUUAUUUUUAUUUUUCUCUCUUCCUCCCGUACUGGGUGGUACUGCGACUGCUCCUUGGAGGGUAAUGUACAGUCUGUUUUUCUGUAUAUAUAAACUGGAACAUUUAUUUUAUGAAAUUGUAAUGCAAUUUUAUUACUAGUGUGAAUUAAAAACAAAAGAUUCUUAAAUGUUCAUACCUGA